Catharus ustulatus (Swainson's thrush) is the source of this 8092-nucleotide messenger RNA. Its product is annotated as gonadotropin-releasing hormone II receptor-like. Bases 1524 to 2639 code for a protein of 371 amino acids. Gene Ontology annotation, cellular component: membrane. Gene Ontology annotation, biological process: G protein-coupled receptor signaling pathway. NCBI's taxonomy places the organism in Eukaryota, Metazoa, Chordata, Aves, Passeriformes, Turdidae. The transcript has 4 exons. Gene Ontology annotation, molecular function: peptide binding; gonadotropin-releasing hormone receptor activity. The record is from RefSeq and is a predicted model, not a curated record.
AGGAGGUGAUGGGGACAGUCCCAUCCCAUGUGGCAGAGCUGUCUGGUGCUCGCUGGCAGUGCCACCAGGGUCUGCUUUCCUCUUUCCCCCUGUAUGAAAAGCACUUAGGAUGUAGGACGUGCCCUCUGUGGCUCUGAGCAGAGUUUCCAUCCUGAUCCCUUUUGGCAGCCCCAUGCAGAAGUGAUGGAGAGUUUAGGGGAUUCCAGGGCAAACAUGGUCAGGUGCCUGCAGCAUUCCUGGGUCUCAGGAGCUGGUCCCUCUGCUACAAAAUUUGACUCUUAAACAUUUGUGGGUUUAAGAAAUUGGAAAAGGGGAAAGUGCUUGUGCCCAGGAGCACUCCUGCCAGCACAGCACCCUCAGAGAUGGUGCAACUACCCUCAGAGCUCAGGCGUUUCCUCCUGAAAUAAAUGGGAGUAGUUUUAAUGAUGGAAAACCUUUUCCAGAAAGGGAAUCUCCUCCUCUUGGGAAACAAUGCAGAACCACCACUGCCAGCCUGGGAUCUGCAGGGACCUGUAUACCACAUACUCUUUAAUUUAAUAGCCUGGAAAAUGUGAGCAUCUAUCUGCAUGUCAUUAAAGUCCCGGUGAAACUCCUGGGAGUGUGUUUGCCAGUGCUGGCCCCAGCAGGACUUGGGGCUGUCCCUCUUUCACCCUCACAACUCCUUUGCUGGCCAGAAGAGCAGGUUGUCCUCAGUUUCCCUCCCUGUCCUUGCAUUGCAUGUCAUAUUUUUAAAGCUCUUGUGAGCUCCUUGUCCCUCCCAAGGUGCUUCCCUCUCACUGUGUUAUGUUGCAAGAAAUGUAGAAAGAACAAGAUGGGAACUGAUAGACUGCAGGAAAAGAAGUGUAUUCAUUAAAAUGGCAAAAUGAACCACGUUUCCCCUUAUUAAUUCCCUCCUUACAGCAUUUCCAGCCCAGGCAUGUACCUGUGAUACUUCCAUGGACCCGUGUGGUCCAGGAGCAUCUCUGAGGUGCGUGUGUGCGCAUCUGUGAGUCUCUUGGUUGUCUGAGCAACGGGACGUUCAUCACUAACUCCCAGGAUAAUUAACUCAUUUUUCUGUAUUUAUAGCAAACCAGUACGGGGAGUGUUGGCAUUUGUCCCUGAGGGAGCCACAUUUGGCCACAAUGUUUUGAAUUUUGGCCAUUUCUUGCAUUACGGCGGCUUUGUCAUCAUUCCCCGCUGCCUGCUCAUUAAGUGGGCAGCUCAUUAAGCUAACAAGGGCAGGGGUGAUGAUGGAUGCCUGAGCCAGGCUGCCCAUGGGUGCCCUGCUCCUGGUUUGCCGGUGCAGGGAGUGUUUGCAGCAGCAUUCCCAUCUCCAGAUGCCUGCAUAUGCCUGUGCUAGCAGCAGCGUCGCUCCCGGCUUGGCUGCUGGCAAGGGGAAAUUUUACUGCUUCAAGGUUUGUUGCAGGGAUCUGAUGCAAGGAAACGUUGGAGCAUCCUGACUCAGCACCGCAGCGGUGGGGGACCCGUGGGAAAGACACGGAGCAUCUUCUCUCAGCACCAGGGCAUGCGUAUGCCAGCAGGGGAUGAGUGAGGAGCAGCUCCCUGCAUCUCCCCACUGCCCCACCACACGGGAGGACACCAAUGUCUCGGCCUCUGUGUACCCCCAGUACUGGGUGGAGCCUCGGUUCACCCAAGCAGCGAAGGUCCGUGUGAUCAUCACAGCCAUCUUCUUCCUGCUGGCAGCAGGCAGCAACACAGCAGUGCUGGGCAGCCUGCUGAGGAAGAGGAGGAAAUCCCACGUGCAGCCGCUGAUCCUCAGCCUGGCGCUGGCCGACCUGCUGGUGACAGUGAUGGUGAUGCCCCUGGAUGCGGCGUGGAACGUGACAGUGCAGUGGUAUGGAGGGGACAUCUCCUGCAAGAUUCUCAACUUCCUCAAGCUCUUUGCUAUGUAUGCAGCUGCCCUGGUACUGGUGGUCAUCAGCCUGGACCGGCACGCAGCCAUCCUCCAUCCCUUCUCCCGUGCUCACCGCCGCAAUGGGAUGCUGCUCCGUGCUGCCUGGGGUGGCAGUGUACUCCUGGCUUUGCCCCAGCUCUUCCUCUUCCACCUGAACACAAUCCCAGGAGGGAAUUUCACCCAGUGUGUUACUCACGGAAGCUUCCGAGCACACUGGGAGGAAACCGUCUACAACAUGUUCACCUUCACCACCCUCUACAUCACCCCCCUGAGUGUCAUGAUCGUUUGCUACAUCCGGAUCCUUUGGGAGAUCAGUAAGCAGCUAAAGGUCAAUAAAGGUUUGACAAGAAAUCAAAACAACCACAUCUCCAAGGCACGCAUGAAGACUCUCAAGAUGACCAUAGUGAUUGUUGCCACCUUCAUCAUCUGCUGGACCCCUUACUAUCUCCUGGGCUUGUGGUACUGGUUCCAGCCAGCCAUGAUCCAGAAGAUGCCAGAGUAUGUCAACCACAGCUUCUUCCUCUUUGGCUUGCUGCACACAUGCACUGACCCUAUCAUUUAUGGACUGUACACCCCUUCCUUUCGGGAGGAUGUGCAGUUGUGUCUCAGGGGGAUUGAAACAGCCAUCACCAGGCACAAGAGACACAAACCCAUCUCAGCUUCAGAGAAGAACAUCAAGGAUGGUGCUGCAAAUGGUGGGGUGGCAUCAGGGGGCUCCAACGGGACAACUGUCAGCACGGUCUGAUGAAGAGAUGCACCCACAAGGGGAUGCCAGGCACAGUUUUGGGGCUGUUUUGUCCUGUAGGACCAUUUUGGAGACUGUCAUGAUGAGGUUCUCUACUCAGCUUUGGUGAGUGAGGGUCUCUGGCCAGACACUGAGAAUGUGUCUUCUGGUUGUACUCAGGGUGAAAAAUAUUUGGGGUAUUUAUGGUCAUUCUGCUGUACUCUGGCAGCACCAUGACAACUAGAAAAACAUUCUUUUUGUACCUGACACAUGCUCCAGCCCUGAUUCUGGGAACAAGCUUCUCCACACUUCCAGCAUCAACCCCUGGGAGGGAAUUUAUGAUCUCCUCUGUGAUCCAGGGUAAUGUCACUGGAGUGGCUGGUCUUCAAGUGCCCUUUGCACCUACACCCAGCUGUAGAGCUGCAUGGAUGGUGUCACCCUGAUCCUGCAAAGGUGUGAUUACAGGCUUUUACUCUGUUUUCUCCAGUUAUUGUAGGAAAAGCUCUCUGGAAAUUUCAGAACCUGCCUGGCUCUCCCAUGGCUAUGUGACAAGCCCUGGGAAAGAUCUAAAUAUUUAGAGGUUGACUAAUGCAGGGGCAUUCCUGCCUCAGGCAUGGUGGGCAGGGAGGGAAUGCUGUGGGGAUGGAAGACUCAGGCAAGAGAGGUACAAAGAACCCCAGUGGGGUGGGGUGAGGUUUCUUCUCUCUUUUGAAGAGAGACAGAAGGGAAAACAGUCCCUCCUACUGUUUUCUGGUGUGAAGGGGUUGGUACAGACAGACACAUCAUUGCACAGCAGCUCUGUGGGACACAGGGCAAUCCAAGAGGGAGGGUAUUUGGGGUAAUGAGAACCAAACCUGUCUAGCCUCCCUGACCUUUCUGUCCCCAUGUCCCAGAGCACAAGCUGGCAGGUUGCAGGCCACGUUUGCUUUGCUCUAAGCAACACCAGCCCCUCAGCUCUGCCCCAGCAGAGCAGGUGCAGCCACCCCAUAGGGGCUGUCUGAGGUGUCCCAACAAAUGAAGUGAUGGGAAGCACCUUCAGUGACAGAUGCAAAUGGGGGUAAGGAGGGCUUCUGGAAGGAUCAGCUGAGCUGUGGUGAGUAACAUGGGUUGUUUGCUUUCUACCAUUGUGCCAAAAGUUGCUUGUUAAGGCAGAGGUCUCUUCUCUGGGUGUGGGUUGAAGAGAUGAGUUGUUCAAAUGUGUUGUCCUUUCCAGGUAAUUAGAAACAGUGGAUUAUUUCUUUUUUUUAUUCUCUGAUGAUUGUUAUUAAAUGUGGGGUAUGCUUUUGAAGAGAAAUUUAGUUUUAAGCCAGGUGGGUUGUUGUUUUCUUAGUUUAGUUAAACCUUUGGAUAGCUCAGGAGCUCUGGACUUGGCAGGAGGCAGUUCCUAGGCUAUUUUUGUGGCCACCACAACUUUGAAUGAGCAUCUGGAUUUUAUCAGAAUGAAAGAACUCUGUUUUAAAAACAACUCUUGUCUUGCUGUGGCUGUGUGUGUAGGAAGCUGGGAGAUGUCUUCCCCUCCAGAAGACAAAUCUCCUUUGGGCACUGAGGGGGCUUUUCCACAACCCUCUUUCCAAGAGGUGUUGGCUCCCCAUCAGCCAGAAAGGAUCUGCACUGGUCUCACAGUGCCCCAGCUAAUAAAUUAUUGAAAUUGGAGGGGUGGCAAGCAGUUCUUGCAGCUGGCUGAGGCUGGGCAAUGAGGACACAGGAAGCCACAGUGUUCAGGGUGAUGCUGAGCUGCACAUGGGUACUAAUUAUUAUUUAUGCUAAACAUGUAGCCCAAGGAGAAGAAAAAAAUCAAUUAGAACUGCAGGAGCCCAGACCAACUGGUGGGGAUUAGCAUGAGCCAUUUAGGAAGCAUCCAAACUCCAAUGAGAUGCGUAAUCGCAAGUUUGGCUUUCCUGGGCUCGUUCUGCUCAGUGUUAAUUACCCAGAGCUAACAGAGCAGGGGUUGGAUGAUGCCAGGCUGGCAAAAAAGGGCUCCUUGGAAGGUGAUGGGAGGGCUUGCACUAGGGAAGCUAAUUCAUCAGACACUACUUUGGUCUCUUUGUUUAUACUGCUGAUGAUGGGAGGCAGACCUUGAAGGUGUGUUGGUUUUCUGGCGAGCCUUGAAUAAGCAGGAAAGUGUCUUUAAUCUACUGAAAACUGUCUUCAUCCAUUUUUUGCUGAGUGGGAGAGAACAGAUCCAACAUUGCUCAUGCACAUGUCUUCUCUUGCCCAGCAACAGGAAGGCUCAGAGGUCUUCUCUGAGGAGCAAGAAACACUUUUUUCCUUGUGGGAAGGAUUCACCACCUUUACACCCCAUGGGUGAAAAGGCAAAAGCAGGUUUGGAUUUAGGGGGACUCAGUGAUCUUACAAUGAUUUAAGUUGGAAAAGAUGAAGAGUAGGAAAAUGGGGAUUCUGGCAAGCAUAUGUACCUUAGUCCUUAGGGGAAGCAUGGCCCAUUCCUUGGGAUUCUUGCAGGCACUCCAGCACUGCUCCUUUUGUCCAUCUUUCUCAUACCUUCCCUCCCAUUGCUGAUGUUCAAAGUGACAUCUUGUGGAGCCUGAAGUGUGGGCAAGGUGCCCAAAGUGACAGCUUUCAUGAGAGAAGGAAAAUGUCACUGGAGGCGUGUGCUGCCAAGCCAUGUGCCCACUGCAUGUAAAAAGGGGGAGUGAGCAGGUGGGCAGCACCUCCCUGGGGAAGGUGGGAUCAGUCUGGGUCCUGCCAGAGGUGGACCAAAGCCCAGGCCUUGUUUGAAUAUUCCUGCAUUUCUGAUUCUGCUUUUCUUAUAUUUGCUCACACUUUAGAGAGCACAAAAUUUUUGCAUCACUUAUUGGGAGUGUCAAUCGAGUCUCUCUUUUCCCCCUGCCCCAGGGGUGGUCCUGCUUUCUGUGGUGCUUCCCUCUUUUCCCCACAAUGCCUCAAACCCUUUGUCUCCUCAGCUGGCUCCUGAGAUCUCUGUAUAUAAAUAAAUAUAGAGAGAGAGGGGAAAAAAAUUAGAUAGAUAUUAUCUAAUUCUGCUUGUUGGAGGAAAAUUCUCCACCUGCUCAUUCCCACCAAGGAAACACCAGUUACCACACUUCUUGCAGUCCCAGCCAGGAUCAGAUUUGUCUGAUUCAGUAACAAUUCCUUAAUAUUCACCCCAGUAAUGUAAUGAACAUAUUAAUAAGAGCAGGUAGCUCUGUAUUUUACAACUCCUCGACCUCUCCCUGGGCCGCCCGCUUCAAACACAGCGGCCCUUUGUUGGGGAGGAAAUUCUGAUUCAUUCCCUGUUAGUGUUUUUAUAGCACUGUGCAUGUUCAAAGAGCCACGCAAGUGGCUUAAGAGGCUAACACAAACCUUGGGUUAAUUCAUAAUACUGUUAGUUACUCAGCACAAUACCCGCAUUAAUCCAGCUGACUGCACCUCACCACGUUGGGAAACACAUGCUGAAAUCAGCAGGGAGCUCAGAAAACAAGCGUGGGAGUAGGAUAUUAAGUAUUUUGCCAGGCUGCUAGGUAGGAUCUGAGCACCUUAAAUGUAUUUAAAGUAUUUUCCCACUGCUGUAGCCUCGCUUCGCAGCUGUGGAGCUGAAGCAAUGAGGCUGUGCCCAGAAUCCCUGCAGGCCUGAGCAUGAGAGAUCGGGCUACAAGCUCUCCAAGGGAUACUCCAGACACAUCCAUCAGGACUCAGCCCCCACCUGCAACCACCUCCUUUAUUUUUGGGUCUAUUCAAACUGAUCAAAGCGGAAAAAGCUGAUUUUUUUUUUUUCCUUUGAUACCUGCUGAUUUCAUUGCAGAGCUGGACUGUGCAUGUCUGCCAUGAGCCCCCACAAUGCUUUUUCUCUGGGGACAUAGCCUGGAGCUAUUAUUACUUCUGCUUACUCUCAGAAACUUUCCUAUGCAAAGAAACCCUAAGAAAAGAGCUUUAAAUCCCUGCUGUGUUCUUUUCAUCUGGCUCAGGAGCUCCCAGGUUUGUGCCUUUCCUGCAGUGCCAGCAGACAGCCAUCCCACAACUGCUGCUCAGCCUCCUCUUUUUCCAAAGGGGCCCAAAGAGCCCAUCUGCUCAAAAGAUGGGGUUUCUUUCAGACAAACCAGGCUUUUAACAAACCAGUACCCUUUAGACAGCAUCAAAUACCUCCAGGUUUUCUGGCUAGCACGUAACUUCCCCUAAACUUGUAUAUUUACAUGGCACAACAUUUAAUAUAACAUGCUGAGGAAGACCAAAAAUGGGCAAACAUUUCCAGGACCCCCAUGCAUGUCUCAAACCCCAAGUUUCUGCUUUGAAAUAUCAAGGAGUAAAUUAUAAAGUAGUUGAACCUGUUGCACAAUAAAUUAUUUGUUUAUGUAUAUUUUAAUUGCAAAUCUGCUACAAUUAACACAGACACUUCUUGGGCUGAAGAGGAGCUGCAGUGUACUUUGACAGUGAGCAUUAUUAACAGACUGUAAAAGGCAAUGGGGAAUUGGAUUAUAAUGUUCUUGUUUUGCAAGCUGUAUGGUGAAAAAAUAAAUUUGUUCUGGCAGCAAAAUUAACUGGGAUAAGUGUGUCUAGCUCCAGUCACCAAUAAGAGGGGUUGCUGUAAAUGAACUUGUUCUCAGCCUUGAAUUAAAAAACCUGAUUACCAGGACAUUACUUCUGGCAAUUAGGUACCAGAACAACAUCAGAAAAAGAUAUUUUCUUUGAAAUAUUUAAUGGGUAAGGUAAUCACAGACUCAUUUACUGGAAAUAUGUGAUGAGUUGGGGUUUUUUUGUCGUUAGGGUUCACUGUGCAAUGAAAAUCUGCUUUUAUCAAAUCUACUAAAGGCUGGAUUGAGACUGAACUGUGGCACACAUCUGACUUUUCUUUGCCUAGAAUCCCUGGGUCUUCAUGGGGUUAUCCCAUGCCCAGUUACUAAUCAAAGGACAGUGCUUUGCUCCUUUUUCUGUUUCAGGCAUUUGAAGGCUGCUUUGUGACAACAGCAAACACAAAUGACUUGACAGGAGGGAGAGAGGAGAGAGCAUUGCCCUGUGAAUGCUGCAUUACUAACUUGCACAUGGUGUAUUCUCUAACAAACCCCCAGUUUGGUAAGAACAACCCUUAUUCAGUGUUGAUGCUGAAAACCCUGAGUUUGUCUAAUCUGCACAGUAAGCUAGGAUAAGAAAGAUUAUGGCUGAGACCACAAGCCUUGUAGAUGUUUGUGCUGUUUUUGUCCAGGAUAGAGUGAAUUUUCCUCAUAGCAGUGUAGUAAUGAUGUUUUGGAUUUGUGCUUAGCUGCCAGCUGGGAUUAAAAUACAACAAUGUUCUACAGAGGGGAAAAAAACAUACUAGAAACCAUUUAAGUUCUUCCAUUUGGCGGUUGUUUUAUUUUUUUUUUGUUGGUGUUUUUUUUCUUUUUCAUUUUGGAUUUUUUUUUGUUUCUUUUCCCUUACAAUCAUUAUGUUCAAAUAUAAAAAUUCCUGGCCAAAGUUAGUGUUAAAAGUUUAAAAGUAAUUCCAUCUGCAUUGAUACAUGUCAAACAUCACUAGAUUCAGUUUCU